CCCGCAGGAGGGGAGCGGGGAAGGGCAGGCAGCCCGGGGUGGCUCAUGCCAGAGGGGGGCGAGGAGAGGGCUCGGUGGGCAAAGGCGAGGAAUAAGGACAGUUUCGACACAGCAGUAAUUGGGCAGCCAGCCGCACCGGGGUGCAGAGCAGCGGAUCCCAGGAAGAGCAGGGAGCCUCCAGGAAUACAGAUCAGGAGCUGGGCACUUGCUGUGGAUGUUAAUGCAUCGGGGGGCCGGGCGGAUCGCCUCUCCCUAACUCCGAGGAGGCGCGGGGGGGGGGAGGCUGUCCGCCCCCCAAGGAGACGGACAGGAGCGGACCUUGAGGUUUGAACCAUGUGAAGAACCUCGCCAGGGCAAGGGACACAUACAGGGAGCUUGGAAGUUCACCCUCCCCUUUCUCUUCUCCUCUGCCCCAGGAUGGAUCAGAGGAAGAACUGGCCUCGGAUGCUGGACUCCGAUGGCUGGUCAGCAGCUGUGGUUUUUCUCUUUUUGGUCUCACUUUCCCGGAACGCAGCCAGUACUGCCCUGUUCAACACCUUCCACUCAGAGAACCGCGACUGGACUUUCAACCACCUGACCGUCCAUCAGGGCACCGGGGCAGUCUACAUUGGAGCCAUCAACCGGGUUUACAAGCUCUCAGGUAACUUGACCAUCCUGGUGGCUCACAAGACCGGCCCGGAGGAGGACAACAAGUCCUGCUACCCGCCCCUCAUUGUCCAGCCUUGCAGUGAGAUCCUCACCCUCACCAACAACGUUAACAAGCUGUUGAUCAUUGACUACUCAGAGAACCGGCUGCUGGCCUGCGGGAGCCUCUACCAGGGCGUCUGUAAGCUGCUGCGGCUGGACGACCUCUUUAUCCUGGUGGAGCCAUCCCACAAGAAGGAGCACUACCUCUCUAGCGUCAACAAGACAGGCACCAUGUAUGGGGUGAUCGUGCGCUCCGACGGCGAGGACGGCAAGCUCUUCAUCGGCACUGCAGUGGAUGGCAAGCAGGAUUACUUCCCCACCCUCUCUAGCCGCAAGCUGCCGCGGGACCCGGAGUCAUCAGCCAUGUUGGAUUACGAGCUCCACAGCGACUUUGUCUCAUCGCUCAUCAAGAUCCCCUCGGACACGCUGGCCCUGGUCUCACACUUCGACAUCUUCUAUAUCUACGGGUUCGCCAGCAGCAAUUUUGUCUACUUCCUGACGGUGCAACCGGAGACCCCCGAGGGAGUCUCCAUCAACUCGGCCAAUGACCUUUUCUACACGUCCCGCAUCGUCCGCCUCUGUAAGAAUGACCCCAAGUUUCACUCCUACGUCUCGCUGCCCUUUGGCUGCAUCAAGGGGGAUGUGGAGUACCGCCUCCUGCAAGCGGCUUAUCUCUCCAAGCCAGGGGACGUGCUGGCCAAUGCCCUCAACAUCACAGCCCAGGAUGACAUUCUUUUUGCCAUCUUCUCCAAGGGGCAGAAGCAGUAUCACCAGCCUCCUGAUGACUCGGCUCUUUGUGUUUUCCCCAUCCGCACCAUCAACAGCCAGAUCAAGGAGCGCCUGCAAUCCUGUUACCAGGGGGAAGGCAACUUGGAGCUCAACUGGCUCCUGGGGAAGGAUGUCCAGUGCACCAAAGCACCAGUCCCGAUAGACGACAACUUUUGCGGGCUGGACAUUAACCAGCCACUGGGAGGCUCCACACCCGUGGAGGGGGUGACCCUCUUCACCGCCAGCCGUGACCGGAUGACCUCGGUCGCUUCGUACGUCUACAACGGCUACAGCGUGGUGUUCGUGGGGACCAAGAGUGGCAAGCUGAAGAAGAUCCGAGCAGAUGGCCCCCCCCAUGGUGGAAUUCAAUAUGAAAUGGUCUCAGUUUUCAAGGACGGGAGCCCUAUCCUUCGAGACAUGGCCUUCUCCACCGACCAGAAGUAUCUAUAUGUCAUGUCGGAAAGACAGGUGUCCAGGGUUCCUGUUGAAUCCUGUGAGCAAUACACCACCUGUGGGGAAUGUCUGAGCUCAGGGGACCCUCACUGUGGCUGGUGCACUCUUCACCACAUGUGCUCCCGGAAGGACAAGUGCGAGCGAGCAGAUGAGCCGUACCGAUUUGCAGCCAGCAUCAACCAGUGCAUGAGUGUCACUGUGCAGCCCAGCAGCAUCUCUGUGUCUGAGCACAGCCUUCCGCUCAGCCUGCUGGUGAGCGAUGCUCCAGACCUGUCAGCUGGAAUCACCUGUUUGUUUGGAAACCUCACUGAGGUGGAAGGCCAAGUUUCCGGCAGCCAGGUUGUCUGCGUUUCACCGGCCCCUAAAGAUGUCCCCGCCAUUCCUGUGGACCAAGACUGGUUCGGGUUGGAGCUCCAGCUGAAAUCCAAGGAGACAGGCAAGAUGUUCGUCAGCACGGAGUUCAAAUUCUACAACUGCAGUGCUCACCAAUUGUGCCUGUCUUGCGUGAACAGCGCUUUCCGCUGCCAUUGGUGCAAAUAUCGGAACCUUUGCACUCAUGACCCCACAACUUGCUCAUUUCAGGAAGGACGGAUCAAUAUUUCUGAGGACUGUCCACAGCUGUUUCCCACAGAAGAGAUUCUGAUCCCAGUAGGGGAGGUGAAGCCCAUCACACUGAAAGCCAGAAACCUGCCCCAGCCCCAGUCUGGCCAGCGUGGGUAUGAAUGUGUCCUCAACAUUCAAGGAGUUAUUCAUCGUGUGCCAGCUCUGCGCUUCAACAGCUCCAGCGUCCAAUGCCAGAACAGUUCGUAUCUCUAUGACGGGAUGGACAUAAGCAACUUAGCAGUGGAUUUUGCUGUGGUUUGGAAUGGAAACUUCAUUAUUGACAACCCAGAGGAUUUGAAAGUUCACCUGUACAAAUGCGCCGCCCAGCGGGAGAGCUGCGGCCUGUGCCUGAAAGCAGAUCAGAAGUUCGAAUGCGGCUGGUGCAGCGGAGAGGCCAAGUGCACGCUCCGGCAGCACUGCAGUUCCCCCAUUCACCCUUGGCUCGACUGGUCCAGCAGGAACGUCAAGUGCUCCAAUCCCCGCAUCACCGAGAUCCUGACAGUGUCAGGGCCCCCAGAAGGAGGGACGCGGGUGACGAUCCAUGGCGUGAACCUGGGGCUGGAUUUUUCCGAGAUUGCCCACAACGUGCAGGUGGCGGGGGUGCAGUGCACUCCCCUGCAGGAGCAGUACGUCAUCGCGGAGCAAAUUGUGUGUGAGAUGGGGCAGGCACUCCCAGGGAUCAGUUCCGGUCCAGUGCGCCUCUGCAUCGGAGAGUGCAAACCUGAGUUCAUGGCCACAUCCUCACAACAGUACAUGUUUGUGGAGCCAGCGGUGAGCUCCCUGAGCCCUAGCCGUGGCCCAGAGUCUGGAGGGACCAUGAUGACCAUCAGUGGCCACUACCUGGGUGCCGGCAGCAGCGUGUCUGUGUUCCUGGGAAACCAGACCUGCGAAUUCUAUGGGAGGUCCAUGAAUGAGAUUGUGUGUGUCUCUGCUCCGUCAGCACAUGGCUUGGGCCCCAUCCAUGUCUCUGUCAGUGUGGACCGGGCGCAGUUAGAGAGCACUCUGGAAUUUGAAUACAUUGAUGACCCCAGAGUACAGCGCAUCGAACCUGAGUGGAGCAUAGCCAGCGGACACACGCCUCUGACAGUCACGGGGUCCAACCUGGAUGUGAUUCAGGAGCCAAGGAUCCGUGUGAAGUACAAUGGCAAGGAGUCUGUCAAUGUCUGUAAGAUUGUGAACACAACUACCCUGACUUGCUUAGCUCCACCCCUCACUCUUGAGUACCGACCUGGCUUGGAUGCUGUCGAGCGACCGGACGAAUUUGGCUUUGUCUUUAACAACGUGCAAUCCCUGCUGAUCUAUAAUGACACUAAGUUUAUUUACUACCCAAACCCAACAUUUGAGCUUCUGAGCCCUACUGGGGUUUUGGAUCAGAAGCCGGGAUCGCCCAUCAUCCUCAAGGGCAAAAAUCUGUGCCCACCAGCUUCCGGAGGAGCAAAGCUAAACUACACUGUCCUGAUUGGAGAUACCCCCUGUGCUGUCACUGUGUCUGAGACCCAACUGCUGUGUGAGCCCCCCAACCUCACCGGGCAGCACAAAGUUAUGGUGCACGUGGGCGGCAUCGUCUUCUCCCCUGGCUCGGUGAAUGUGAUCUCGGACAGCCUGCUGACCUUGCCCGCCAUCGUCAGCAUUGCGGCGGGAGGCAGCCUGCUUCUCAUCAUUGUCAUCAUCGUCCUCAUCGCUUACAAGCGCAAGUCCCGGGAGAACGACCUCACCCUCAAGAGGCUCCAGAUGCAGAUGGACAACCUGGAGUCUCGGGUGGCCCUGGAAUGCAAGGAGGCUUUUGCGGAGCUGCAGACAGACAUCAAUGAAUUAACCAGUGACCUGGAUCGCUCUGGGAUCCCAUACCUUGAUUAUCGGACAUAUGCCAUGAGGGUCCUUUUCCCUGGCAUUGAGGACCACCCCGUCCUGCGUGAGCUGGAGGUCCAAGGGAACGGGCAGCAGAAUGUGGAGAAGGCCUUGAAGCUCUUUGCCCAGCUAAUCAACAACAAGGUGUUUCUGCUGACAUUCAUCCGGACCCUGGAGCUGCAGCGUAGCUUCUCCAUGCGUGACCGUGGCAAUGUGGCUUCCCUUAUCAUGACAGGCCUGCAGGGAAAACUGGAAUACGCAACUGACGUGCUGAAGCAGCUGCUCUCAGACCUGAUUGAGAAGAACCUGGAGAAUAAGAAUCACCCCAAACUGCUCCUGCGCAGGACCGAGUCUGUGGCUGAGAAGAUGUUGACUAACUGGUUUGCCUUCCUCCUCCAUAAAUUCUUAAAGGAGUGCGCUGGGGAGCCGCUCUUCAUGCUGUACUGUGCCAUCAAGCAGCAGAUGGAGAAGGGCCCUAUCGAUGCCAUCACAGGGGAGGCACGCUAUUCUCUGAGUGAGGACAAGCUGAUCCGGCAGCAAAUUGAGUACAAAACAUUGAUCCUGAACUGUGUGAACCCCGAUAACGAGAACAGCCCAGAGAUCCCCGUGAAGGUGCUGAACUGCGACACCAUCACACAGGUCAAAGAGAAGAUUCUGGAUGCGGUGUACAAAAACGUCCCCUAUUCCCAAAGGCCAAGGGCUGUCGACAUGGACUUGGAGUGGCGGCAAGGCCGGAUAGCUCGUGUGGUCCUGCAGGAUGAAGACAUCACCACCAAGAUUGAGGGCGACUGGAAGCGGUUAAACACCCUGAUGCAUUAUCAGGUGUCAGACCGCUCUGUGGUGGCACUCGUUCCUAAACAGACCUCCUCUUAUAACAUCCCCGCCUCUGCCAGCAUAUCUCGAACCUCCAUUAGCAGAUACGAUUCAACAUUCCGGUACACCGGCAGCCCAGACAGCCUCCGCUCCAGGGCACCCAUGAUCACCCCUGACCUAGAGAGCGGAGUGAAAGUCUGGCACCUAGUCAAAAACCAUGACCAUGGAGACCAGAAGGAGGGCGACCGAGGCAGUAAGAUGGUGUCUGAGAUCUACCUGACUAGGCUCCUAGCGACAAAGGGUACGCUGCAGAAAUUCGUGGAUGACUUGUUCGAGACCUUGUUCAGUACUGUGCACCGAGGCAGCGCGCUCCCACUGGCCAUAAAAUACAUGUUCGAUUUCCUGGAUGAGCAAGCAGAUAAGCACGGCAUCUACGACACAGAUGUGAGGCACACCUGGAAGAGCAAUUGCCUCCCUCUCCGGUUCUGGGUGAACGUAAUCAAAAACCCCCAGUUUGUGUUCGAUAUCCACAAAGGCAGCAUCACAGACGCCUGCCUCUCUGUCGUCGCCCAGACCUUCAUGGACUCCUGUUCCACCUCAGAGCACCGCCUGGGCAAGGACUCCCCCUCCAACAAAUUGCUCUAUGCCAAGGAUAUCCCCAGCUACAAGAGCUGGGUAGAAAGGUAUUAUGCAGACAUUGCAAAGCUCCCAGCCAUCAGUGACCAGGAUAUGAAUGCCUACCUCGCGGAGCAGUCGCGCCUGCAUGCCAUUGAGUUCAACAUGCUGAGCGCGCUCAAUGAGAUCUACUCUUAUGUCAGCAAGUACAGUGAAGAGAUCAUCGGGGCACUGGAGCAAGAUGAGCAGGCGCGCAGGCAGCGCUUGGCAUACAAAGUAGAACAGCUUAUCUGUGCCAUGUCUAUCGAGAGCUGAAGAAAGGAGAUGGUGCUCCUAGGACCAGGAGAAGGAACUAGUUACUCUUGGGAACGAAGAGUAUGAACAAGCAAGGAAGGCACUGGACCCAUAGAAAUACUGAAACAUCCUCUGGGGGAAGCAGGGAUUGUCCCAGAUAUUAAGUUCAAAAUCAUUUAGAUUCCAGUUUGAAAGGACAGCAAAAAGGACAGUGCAUCUCAAUGCAAAAUAGGGUCAAGCUGGAGUAAUUCCUCAAGUCAUAUGUAUGGAAGGAAGGAACCUGAGAAGUCUGGAUGCCUCCGUGACUGCUACUUUGCAUGAAAAUCAUUUGAUAUAUAUUAGGAAAUAAUGAAAACUGUAUUUAAAGGGUUUAAAAAAAAAAGGGAAAGAAAAAAAUGAAAGCAACCACAGUGGCCACACAGAUAAUUCAGCCAACAAAAUUCAAUUCCAAAUUCUCUCUCUCUCACUCGUCAGUUUCCUGUGGUGUGUGGCUCAGACAUUCUGCGAAUAGACUCCUAUGCUAAUCCGAAAAAUUGGAAAAUGAAAUUAUUCCUGUUCCUGGGAACUUUUAAAAAAUAUGAGCACAAGUUUGCACCAAACCUUUUUACACAAAGGAAGAUAAUAGUUUAGCUGGAAAUAAAUCCAGUGGCACCAGAAAGAACUUGACCUGAAUUACAGAACCAUCAGAUCAUCUAACCUGUUUGUCUUGAAAUCCAGCUUUAUCUGUGUAUUUAUAUAGUGUCAAUAUAUAGAUAUUAUAUAUAUAUUUUUCAAAUCCCACUUACUGUUGAAUGAUGGUGGGUCUGAUUUUAAACAUUUUUCUCUUUUAUUUCCAUUCCAUUUCAACACACAGCUCCACUCCGGUGUAAAGAUUCCGCGGUAUUUUUGUUUGCUGCACUCGUGUUCCUGAAGAAUGUUCUGCCCUUCGUGGCAUUUGAAACUAAGGAAGUCAUAUACUGUUUAAACUGAAAUUGGUGCAUUGUAGGUUUCUACAGGUGCAAUUUAAGCAAAACCAAUUGGCUGAUCUUGUACAGUCGAGCAGAGCUGGGCUGAGACUGACUUAGUUGCUUGGGCUGUUAGUUGACUAGUGUUAUUUUGUUCCAGCCACAAUGUGAUUUCUUGCAGUAAAAAAAACAAACAAACUAAAACCAAUGUUUACAGCAAGUGAUACUUGAAAAGCGUAGACAUAGCGAGAUAACAUAUUUAUUGCUUUUCUGUUUGAGACACUCUUAUACUUACACAUAAGAUCAGGACAGACUCCAAUUGCAUUUUUCUCUCAGCAUAUGCAAGGUCACCCAAAGGUGAAGCAUAGGACUUUUUUUUGUUGUUGUUGGGGAGAGGGAGAAUCUUUACUCACCGUGAGAGAAAGUCCAAAACGACGCACUCCGAGUGCCAGCCAACAUUGUCAUCUUUGUCUCUGUAUCUCAUUGUUAGGUUCAGUUUCUAACUGGCCAAAGCAGCCCAUCUUUUCAUGGACAGCGAAAGGCAAAUGUUUGUGAGUGUCUUUCCUUUAAAAGAAACCAAAGCUUUCCUGUCCCUUUAAAGAGUGCCAAGAGGCGGAUGGAAUGCUGUAAAUAUUUCUCUCUGUAAUAAAUAUUGAUAUUUGUGCAGUCUGCAGUGGGGGAGGAUGAGGUGAUUAGACCUAAUGGAAAUAGAAGUAUCGACCAUAUGAGCCUUGGUGGUUGCAGCAAAAUAGCUACCAGAGUUUGUUUAAUGGAAUCAAAACCAGACUUGAAAAUGCCCAGCCUUAAGUCUCCUUGUGGAGAGGCAGUGUGUGCUAGCCAUGGACUCGCUGCGUGAUCCCAAGCUAGUUGUCAUCUCUCUCUGAUUCUUUCGCCAUCCCUGAAAUGGAGAGAGUACUAAUAAUUUGGGGUGCAUGAGCAUUAGCUAAUGUUUCUGAAUAUAAAGUACUGUUCAAAACCUGGUUGAAGUCAGUGAGGUCAAGAGUGCCCAGUACUUUGCAGGUCUGGGGGCUAAAUCCUGCUGCUACCCAAGCAAAACAAUCUCUCAGCAGCAGGACUCAAUCAAUAUGCUCCCAAAAGAUUAAUAAAGGGUGUGAGAAGUGAAGGGAGGCCCUAUAUUACUGACAUCAGAGAGACUCAUAACCACAGUGUUGGGCAGUAUGAAUCAGCUCUCUUAGUAGAGGAUCAAAUACUUCUCAUCUGCAUUUGCUUAAACAUCAUACAUUGGGAUCUGCCAGCAUGGACCACUCGGCUCAUGCAGAGUCAUGCUGAAGUUGUUGGGACUCCCCCUGGGUGCAAGGAUCCAUACUGAUGGAUCCAUAUGGAAGAUCGGGGCCUUAAUCUGCGCUCAAUCUGUGUCUCAAAGAAAAUUCCAUUUUGAUAACUGCCUGACAACCUGCACCAUUUCAGCAGAAGGGUGUGAGAGGACUGUGUCAAAUUAUUGCUGUGUAGGUUAAGAACACUACAUUAACUACACAGUGAGAGCCCCAGACGGUUAGUUUCUAGUCUAAAUGCAGCCAACAGAGGGGCAGGGGAGGGGAAAAACGUUCAGAGAAGUACUCAGGAAACUUGCUGUUUUAAUUACAAUUCAUUAAAAACCAUGCCAAGUUCACUUUCUACUGAUAAUCCGCCUUUGAGAGUUUCUCUGGGUCCUAUUAAUAGCCUGAAAGAAAUACUAAUGACUGACCCUGCGCAAUAAGCCAAAGCUUUUGACAUUCACAAUAGCCUAAGCUUUGCAACUAGAAGGCUCUGAUUUACUGACAUAUUGGGAGAGCAGGGCAAGGAAAGGAAUCUGAGAAGCAGCACAGAAUACAGGCUGCCCGUUACCAAGAGAGUUCCCUUCUCAGGGACCCUUUGCCUGUAUGGUGAGCCUGAUGUCAAAGAGAGGACAUGUAGAAAUGUCGAGGCUGUCCUGGUAAAGGCCUAACAUCACAGUGUUUUGUGUAGCUGAUAAAUUUAAUACCCAAUCAUUAGAGCAAUUGCUAACCUGACAUGUUUGCUGCUGACAUUACAGAAGAUUGGAGCACAUCACAUUUGUGAUAGCCCCUAAAAAAUUCGGUUCUGACGGGGUGUUUUUGUUUGGUUGUUUUUUGUUGUUCACAAAGGUCCACCAAAUGGUUUAUGUGAAUGUUUUUGAGCCCUGCAAACAAGCUAUGACCAUUGGUUCAGGUAUUCAUAGUUCCCCAAUUGGUCAGCCAAGUCAAAUGGUCUUAUUUUUGCUUUCUGGAUGGCUCCCAAGCACUUCUGUGCUGAAUGCUUACUUGCACCAGACUGACGAUAAGGUUCGAAGACUGUGAAAGCAAAGGCCUGGUUUUUCUUCACCCAGAACGUUAGUGAACGAUAGUUUGCAGUAUCCACUCAACUCUGUGUAGCACCUAAUGGCCCAAAUGCCUUCAUGUCCAUUCAUUUUAAAUCCUUUAUUUAACAAGGCCUACACCACUUUUUCUCCCUGGAAUGGCUGGCUUUUUGCAUCUCCCUGAGCUUUGACUCCUGGCAGGAAACAUCAUACAAACUCUUUGCCCUUCUCUAUGUCCAGUUCCUCAGGUUUUCUUCCUUUGUUGAGUUCUUUUCUCCGGUCAAGGCUGAAAUCCUGAGUGCAUUACAGAGCCUAGAUCCCCUGCACAUCUAUGUAGGUGUGUCUGCCUGAGCAGCUCUCUGCAGAAGAUUUCUUUACCGGAGAAAUACCAUGUCCAUGGUUGUGCGUGGGUGUUUUACCACUCUGCUGGAUGAAAUAUGUCAGUCCUGCCUAGUUGUUUUGUUUUUGUCCCUUAGCAACUCUCUCGCCCUCUGCUGGCUGGUGGCUUGAAAAGAGGCUGUAUAUUAUUCCUAAUCCUGUUGAAAGGUAAAGAAGAUUAGGGAAAAAUUACAGUGAUUACAGGGCCUGGAGGGAUUGAUUUAUGAGGAAGGAUGAAAAGAGCUGAACAUGUAUAACUUGGCUAAGUGAUGAGUAAGGGGAUAAUAUAACUAUCUAUAUUCCUUGAAUACUUGUAAGCACAGAGUAGGGAGAGAAUAUUUGAGGUUAAUAACUAGGGGUAUUUGGAGCCAACUGAGCAAAAGGGGAAAAUGUUUAACUGAUUACCAGGAGCAUUUUUCAAACAGUAAAAUCUGUUAGACUGUGGAAUAGUCUCCCAAGGGAAGCAGCAGAAGCCUCAGUACUUAAAGCAGGUAAAAUGGGACUGGAAUUAGAGGUAUAGUAUAGGGAACACAAGCUGGAGUAGGGAUAGACUAGAUGUGACCUAGCAAGCCUGUUCCAUCUCUACUUUCUAUUAUUCGCCUAUAUAAUGGAAGUUUAAAGGAAGUUUGUGGUAUGAAACAGCCUGUCCCUUUAGGGCAAGGCCCUGGCAGUCUUUGCCCUGUUCUCAGCUUCUUUGUGAGUAAAGCUUCAGAUCUCAAAAUGGUAUUUUCUUUGUACUACAGGCAACUGACUCCAGGUUUGGUUGGUGGGGAGGCACUGAGUUUGCCUUAGAUGAAAUGAUUCCACAUCCAUUUUAGUGCUUCCCUGCACAAGGCCAAACUUGGUUUGGUGUUAUGAGUCACUAGCCUGCUUUGUUUCAAGGGUUUUGACAUCCGAGCAGAAGCUGUCAUUUCUGGAAUUUCUGUGUCUGGUGCUGCUGUUUAAAUAAUUCCAUUUAAUCUUCUGCUCGUGAGCAGUAUCCUGAGCCAUCAAAGAGCCCACUCCAAGGGGUAGCAAAGUGCUAACCAAAUGCCUUUCCACUUUGAAAGCCUUUAUUAAAAAACCCUAUACAAGAGUCCCAGCUUAUCAGCAGGCUUGCGUCUGCUGGGACCUUGUUCUUUAGCACCAAAAUGCUAUGACAGAGAGAUGUGGAGGUCAUAUUGCCUGCUUCUUCCCAUAGAGGGUGGGUAAGGGGAUCUCCCAGUGCUUAAAGUGAAGCAAGAGAAAUCAGAACAGGAAAACUGCUGAAGCCUUCAUAGCGUCUAGCUAUAUUAAGAAUGCCCUGUAGCUAUAUUAAGAACUGUCAUGACAAACAAGCAUUUUAAAUAAACUAGCCACAGCCCUGCUGCUAAUGGGAAACAUUGUAGGCAAAGGGAGAAAAGGGAGAUGUGUGUGACUAACUCACUAUUUUGAAUGUUUAGGAUGCAAAUCUUUUCCUGGUGCUCUGGCAUAAUAGGGCCAUUGCAUGCAGCUGUUCUCCUCCUGUGCCGAUGGAAUCCUUCCUCUCCCUGGCGUGCAAUGCCUGUCCUAUGCAGUCUAAACACCCAGACAACACAACUCCACUUAAAUAAUAUAUUCUAUUGCUAAUAAACAUUUUAAAUGGAUUUUUACCAAAAAUCUCACUACAUUCUCUACAUGUGACAAUUUGGCUGGGAAUGUUGUUUAAGGAUUAGAGUAGAGAGCCUGAGAGUCAGGAUUUCUGGGUUCCAUUCUUGCCUACUGCUGAUUCACAGAGUGACCCUGGACAUGUUGCUUAGGCCUUGGCUACACUUACCAGCUAGUUCGACGGCUGGAAAUCGAAGUUCUGGGUUCGACUUAUCGCGUCUAGUCUGGACGCGAUAAGUCGAACCCAGAAGUGCUUGCCGUCGACUGCGGUACUCCAGCUCGGCGAGAGAAGUACCGCGGAGUCGACGGGAGAGCCUGCCUGCCGCGUGUGGACCAAGGUAAGUUCGAACUAAGGUACUUCGACUUCAGCUACGUUAUUCACGUAGCUGAAGUUGCGUACCUUAGUUCGAAUUAGGGGGGGUAGUGUAGACCAAGCCUAAGAUCCAAGAGUUCAGCAUUAGCUACUGAUUUGGGAUACCUCCGUUUUUGUUGCCCUACAUGAGAUGCACAUAAAGAGUCUGAUUUGCCAGAGACGCUGAGUGCCCACAACUCCAAAAGAGGUGAAGGGAAGCUGGUCUGUGUGCUGCUCUGAUGCCCUCCCAAUUUCAGGAAUUUGACAGGGGUAAAACAUCCUUAAGAAUUAUUCCUGUAACAUUGAUUAUUUUUUUAGCCUACGCCUAGAAUGUUUCCCAUUAGCAGCAGGGUUGUGUUUUCCCCCUGUCGCUGGCAGUUCUCCUUUCAGUUUCCAGUGCUCUCAGUAUUUGCCUGUCAGGAGGACUCAAUUCAGCAGUCUAAAUGAAACAAAAACAGAAUGACUUGAAUGAGCUGGGACAUCAGGGGGAAACUCAAUGGUGACUGCACUCUGGAGAAAAGACAUAAAAAAUGUUCAGAGAAGGAUAAAUAACCAACAUCAAAGAUGCAUUAAAAAUACAGCAAAGCUUCAGUCCUCAUAUUUCAGUAUUUCAUUGUACCAUAAACCUUAAGCCAAUAAUACAGAGAGCUGUGAUGUUGUAUAUAGUUACUUGCUAGAUAAAGCUUGGUGAACAGUCUGAUCUGUAUAUUGAAUGUGUCUUCAGUGAAAACUUGAUCCCCACCCUAAGUACCCUUCAGCCUUUAACCCUUUAUCCCAGGCUUGUCAGGAUCAGCAGGUGAGAGGCACAGGGCUAAUGUAUGUGGUAGCAAAAGGGCCCCGCAAUGUUAAUGCGGAUGGGGCAGCCCCAUUUUUUAGAUUAGAUACUACUUGGGGGAAUCAUUUGGGUUAAAAAUGUAAAGCUAUGCACUGACGUUUCUAAAGGCAACGCUAUUCGGAAGCCACUGGGCUGAAUAACCCAAAAUGCAAAAUCGAAAUGCAGGCCAGUCAGGCUAGUUUUAAAAGGGGGGCAGUUUUUGAAACUGUGAAGGCUUUGAACGUGUUUAUCUCUGUUUAAAAGGCUUCACAGAAGGGAAACGUCACUGUUCAAUUUCCAGUAAGCAAUAGUGCAAGGGACUCCCUUCUGCAAGGGACAUGGUUACCUCUUACCUUCAUAAAGGCUCCCAGUUUGAAAGGAAGACCUUGAUUUUUUUUUUUCUUGCCUCACAAAAAUCCUCCCCUUUCCAACACUCCUGUUCUAGUUCAAGACAAUGUGAGAAGCCAAAUAGUACAAAAAUAGAUGGUGAGCAUUUCUUCCCAAUUAUGUUAAGGACAAACAUCUUAUAUCAAGCUUUCGUAAGCUCUCUACAACCCUUUGUGAUCCCCUCAAUGUUUUAUUGUACCUGCUGGCAAUGGCUCAGAUGUGCGGGGACGUUGUGAUGACAGCUUGGGGAUAAUCUUCAGAAAGAGGUUUCAGAGUAGCAGCCGUGUUAGUCUGUAUCCGCAAAAAGAACAGGAGUACUUAUGCAUCCGAAGAAGUGGGCGGUAGUCCACGAAAGCUUAUGCUCUAAUAAAUUUGUUAGUCUCUAGGGUGCCACAAGUACUCCUGUUCUUUUUUCAGAAAGAGGGUUUUCCUUCAGCAGGUCAAGGUUCCAUUGCAUAUGCAUAUCUUUCUGCUGCAUCAGCAGUAGGUGAGUGGUUAACGCACCCGAGUCUCGUGUGUUCUGCCCCGGUUAGUAACAAACACAGACUGGACUAAACAAGCAGCUCACCACCUUGCGUGGAUAUCUGAGACUCGUCGCUUUGGGGGCUUUACA
Malaclemys terrapin pileata is the source of this 13488-nucleotide messenger RNA. It is a transcript of the gene PLXNA2, whose product is annotated as plexin A2. The record is from RefSeq and is a predicted model, not a curated record. The transcript is spliced from 32 exons. NCBI's taxonomy places the organism in Eukaryota, Metazoa, Chordata, Testudines, Emydidae. Gene Ontology annotation, molecular function: semaphorin receptor activity; protein binding. Bases 418 to 6102 code for a protein of 1894 amino acids. Gene Ontology annotation, cellular component: semaphorin receptor complex. Gene Ontology annotation, biological process: positive regulation of axonogenesis; negative regulation of cell adhesion; semaphorin-plexin signaling pathway involved in axon guidance.